ACAUUUUUUAUCACUUUGCCGAGUUCCUGUGGAGACAGUUAUAAUACUAUUUCCCAACCAUGGCUUUCUUUGGAAAGAUGUUCAAAUUGGAACGCACUGAAAACUUCGAAGAUUUCGUCAAAAGCCUAAAACUCCCACCUGCAGAAACUCAAGCAUACAUUAAUAGCCGAUCGACACAAAAAUUGGACCAAAAUGGUGACGAAUAUGUUAUUACAACGGUCUAUGAAGGAAAAUCCUUUGAAAUGAAAUUCAAGAGCGGCGUCGAAUUUGACGAAGUUUUAGCCCCAGGAGUUGUUCCCAAGAAUAUAAUCACUGUAGAAGGCAACAAGCUGACACAAGUACAAACAUUCGACGAUGGCAACAGCAUCACAUAUGUAAGGGAAUAUUCUCCGGAAGAACUAGUAGUGACAAUCACCUCCAACUUCUGGUCCGGCACUGCUAAGAGAUUCUACGUCGCUCAAUAGUCAUCAGUGGAGUAGAAACAUAUUUUAAUGUAAAGAGAGUAUUGUUUAAGUUCUUGUUUACGAAAUAUAAUCUCGCUUUUUA
This is a messenger RNA of Colias croceus (clouded yellow), 546 nucleotides long. Its product is annotated as fatty acid-binding protein 2-like. Gene Ontology annotation, cellular component: nucleus; cytosol. Gene Ontology annotation, biological process: fatty acid transport. The transcript is spliced from 4 exons. Bases 60 to 464 code for a protein of 134 amino acids. Gene Ontology annotation, molecular function: fatty acid binding. The record is from RefSeq and is a predicted model, not a curated record. NCBI's taxonomy places the organism in Eukaryota, Metazoa, Arthropoda, Insecta, Lepidoptera, Pieridae.